Sordaria macrospora k-hell is the source of this 1305-nucleotide messenger RNA. RefSeq lists its product as uncharacterized. The record is from RefSeq and is a predicted model, not a curated record. Lineage: Eukaryota; Fungi; Ascomycota; Sordariomycetes; Sordariales; Sordariaceae. Gene Ontology annotation, biological process: mitochondrial translational elongation. Gene Ontology annotation, molecular function: GTPase activity; GTP binding; translation elongation factor activity. Gene Ontology annotation, cellular component: mitochondrion.
AUGUCGAUUCUCAGGACGAUCGCCCCCUUCAUGAGGGCGGCCCGUGCCGGUGCCAACACCAACCCCCUCAUGGCCAUGAGGUCCCCCAUCCUCAACCGCGGAUACGCCUCCUUCCAGCGUACCAAGCCUCACGUCAACAUCGGUACCAUUGGUCACGUUGAUCACGGCAAGACUACCCUCUCUGCUGCCAUCACCAAGCGCCAGGCCGACAAGGGCCUCGCCAGCUUCCUCGACUAUGGCUCUAUUGACAAGGCUCCCGAGGAGCGCAAGCGUGGUAUCACCAUCUCCACUGCCCACAUCGAGUACUCGACCAACAACCGCCACUACUCCCACGUCGACUGCCCUGGUCACGCCGAUUACAUCAAGAACAUGAUCACUGGUGCCGCCUCCAUGGAUGGCGCUAUCAUUGUCGUCGCCGCUUCCGAUGGCCAGAUGCCCCAGACCCGUGAGCACUUGCUCCUCGCCCGUCAGGUCGGUAUCCAGCGCAUUGUCGUCUUCGUCAACAAGGUCGAUGCCAUUGACGACCCCGAGAUGUUGGAGCUCGUCGAGAUGGAGAUGCGUGAGCUUCUCUCCAGCUACGGCUUCGACGGCGAUGAGACCCCCGUCAUCAUGGGCUCUGCCCUCUGCGCCCUCGAUGGCAAGCGCCCCGAAAUCGGUGUUGAGAAGAUCGAUGCCCUCAUGCAGGCCGUCGACGACUGGAUCCCUACCCCCGAGCGUGACCUCGACAAGCCCUUCCUCAUGUCCGUUGAGGAUGUCUUCUCCAUCGCCGGCCGUGGUACCGUCGCCUCUGGCCGUGUCGAGCGUGGUACCCUCAAGCGCGACCAGGAAGUCGAGAUUGUCGGCAAGGGUACCGAGAUCAUCAAGACCAAGGUCACCGAUAUCGAGACCUUCAAGAAGUCCUGCGAGGAGUCCCGCGCCGGUGACAACUCCGGUCUGCUCCUCCGUGGUAUCCGCCGCGAGGACAUCAAGCGUGGCAUGGUCGUCGUCGCCCCCGGCUCCGUCAAGGCCCACACCAAGUUCCUCGUCUCCCUCUACGUCCUCUCCAAGGAGGAAGGUGGUCGCCACACCGGCUUCCAGGCCAACUACCGCCCCCAGAUGUUCAUCCGCUCCGCCGAUGAGUCCGUCUCGCUCACCUUCCCCGAGGGUACCGAGGAUGCCGACUCCAAGAUCGUCCAGCCCGGUGACAACAUCGAGUUGGUUGCCACUCUCUGCCACCCCAUCGCCGUCGAGGCCGGUCAGCGUAUCACCGUCCGUGAGGGUGGCCGCACCGUCGCCACCGGUAUCAUUACCCGCAUCAUGGAGUAA